AUGCGCAGCGCCGAUCUACCAAAGGUUACAUUUCAAGCUAAGGCUACCAAUCCUGGCUACGUGACUGAAGACAGAGGAGGUGUUUCACCUUCUCUGUCUUCAGGGUCCUGCGGUGUUUCCCAAAUCCAGCCAGUGCUCGAUCCCGAAGACCGGAUAGUCGGUGGAGCGACCUCCCUGCCCGGAAGCUGGCCCUGGCAAGCGCAGCUGCACAACUGGCUAGGAGGCUUCUGCGGCGGUGCAUUGAUAAGCGACCGGCAUGUCCUCACGGCUGCCCACUGCGUCAAGCGCCGUUUGUUACGAGAAAUACGUGUUUCUCUCGGCUCUCGUCGUCGAUCAAGAAAGGACGACACGGAGCAAUUUUUUGAUGUCGCAGAAAUUUGCGUUCACCCUCGAUACAACGAAAGUCUAAAACUGGUCACGGUACCCGACAUAGCGAUCAUCAAAUUGAGUCAGCCAGUGAACAUGACGAAAGCAAUUCAACCGGUCUGUCUUCCAAAGAACGGAGACAAGCUGGGUUUGGGAGCAACGCUUUACGCCACAGGUUGGGGUGCCACAGAUGGCUUACACACGAUUCCGCAGGAGCUUAAGCAAGCCAUGGUCAAGGCGAUGCCAAUUGACAUCUGCAGGAAGAAAUGGGGAGCCAACAGGAUCUCUGAACUCAUCUGCGCCGAACAUCAAUACGGAUUUAUUUGUGAAGUGAGUGUAAUUAUGGAGCACAUCUGCGAAAUUAAGCUCCUUUGUAAGCUCUUGUUUUGA
Molecule: messenger RNA, 756 nt
Organism: Ixodes scapularis (black-legged tick)
Lineage: Eukaryota; Metazoa; Arthropoda; Arachnida; Ixodida; Ixodidae
Product: chymotrypsin-like protease CTRL-1
Exons: 5
Coding region: 1-756 (251 amino acids)
Biological process (GO): proteolysis
Molecular function (GO): serine-type endopeptidase activity
Source: RefSeq, a predicted model, not a curated record